Plodia interpunctella (Indianmeal moth) is the source of this 2972-nucleotide messenger RNA. RefSeq lists its product as uncharacterized. The coding region runs from base 231 to 2654 and encodes 807 amino acids. The transcript has 14 exons. The record is from RefSeq and is a predicted model, not a curated record. Gene Ontology annotation, biological process: protein phosphorylation; activation of GTPase activity. NCBI's taxonomy places the organism in Eukaryota, Metazoa, Arthropoda, Insecta, Lepidoptera, Pyralidae. Gene Ontology annotation, molecular function: protein kinase activity; GTPase activator activity; ATP binding.
AGAGGUACCUUAUCUGUAUUAUCAACAUUUUGGUUUCGACGUCGACGUCGAAAAAAUAGAUAGUUAAUUUUUUUACGCCCCUACAAUAUUAUUAUCAUACUAAACAAUCCUAUACAAAUCUACAUCUUUUGAACGAGCUAAGUUGCACCUAUUUUAUGAAAUAUUUUCUUAUAUUUAUAUCCACCAUAUCCAUUACGCCCCCUUAUAAGUAAUUUUGUAUGUAAACAAAAAUGUGUGACGAAAGUGAAGACUACAAGUUCGCGGCAUGUACGUAUUUUGCAAGGAACCAUCCUGGAGAAUCCUGCGGAAGUAAUGGCCUGCCGCUCAUACCAAGCUCUGUGACUAUACUAGGCCGGGCGCAGCGUCUUCUGACCAUUGAACAUCCAAACCUGUGUACAUAUUUAGAUGUUAUUCGUGGAAAACAUGAAAGAAUCAUUGUAGUGGCAGAAGUAUUAGGUACAUCAUUGAAAGACAAGAGUACUAGGUUUUCCUACCAAGAGAUCAUCAACAUUGGUCAUCAAGUGGCUAAUGGUCUGAAGUUUUUGCAUCAGCAGGACAUUACUCAUAGGACUCUGGCUGAUGAUAACAUCCUCAUUGAUGACAGUGGUAGAGUUAAGCUGUUCAAUUAUGGCAUGUUUUAUAUGACUAGAGGGGGAGAAGAGGUGUCAUUUCCACUAGGGCUUCCAAGAUAUUUAAGCCCAGAGACAGUGCUAAAUGGAGGUGGGCCUGCAGCAGAUGUGUGGACAUUUGGUAUAGUUCUACUGGAGUUGUGCAUCGGCAAACUAUGGCAUAAUCUCAAGCCGGGCCCUACUCUCCGGAGAAUAUUAACCUUGGUCCAUGCUAACAAUCCUGCCGAACGAAUCGCUCGGGAGCAUGACUGUUUUGAAAGUUAUAAGAACGUGCCCGAGAACUUGAGAAAUAUAAUAGAGAAAUGCCUAAAGAUUUAUCCCAGUGAGAGAGCCACUUUCAUGGAGUUGGUUGAGGAAUUAUCUCAGGCUGACACCAAAGAGUUGGUAGACAAUAAAAGACAGAGGGGUUUAAUGGGGUGCAAACUGCAGUACCUGUAUUAUUGGUGGCAGUUGGCGGGUGGCGAUAUACAGGCUGAAUUGAAGAAAAACUGCCUUAUCAAAAAUAGUCCGCCGAUAUUAUCUAUGCCCAUAGCAAUACUUCUGGACGGUUGUAUCAUAGGAGGCAAAAAGGGUCAAUUAUAUGAUCGCAGAAUAGCUAAAUAUAGUAUAGACUUAUUAAAAAUCCGCCUAAACCACAUUCCGCCACAAGACUUCUACCCACUUAUGCAUGAAAGGAAGAAGGAGUAUGAUGCUGUCACUCUGCCGAAAAUUAUCAGGGAGAGAGACACAGAGUAUCAGUUCUACAGACUGUUGUGGUUCCAGAGAUUGUUACAUGGUUACCCAUAUACAGCACAUUAUAUCCGCGCUGAAGCCGCCAUAGACAUACCGCCGUUAGUCCGAGGUGAUGUAUGGGCAGCCUUGCUUGGAGUAGUGGGAGACAUAGACGCUCAGUAUGAGAGGAUCGAUAAAGAGACUCCUACGCCCACUGAUAGACAGAUAGACGUAGACAUUCCCCGCUGCCACCAGUACUGCUGGCUGCUGAGCGGGUCGGCCGGCCAUCGCGCACUCAAACGAUUGUUGAAGGCGUGGCUGUUGACCAAUCCACAGUAUGUUUAUUGGCAAGGUUUAGACUCGCUCACUGCGCCGUUCCUGUAUCUCAAUUUUUGUAAUGAAGCGCGCGCCUUCGCCUGUCUCUCUGCGUUUGUUCCCAAGUUUUUACACAAAUUCUUCCUGAAGGACAACAGUGCCGUGAUCAAGGAGUACUUAGCAAAGUUCUGGCAAAUGGCCGCCUUCCACGAGCCACAGCUGGCCACGCAUCUCCACGAGAUCAACUUCGUGCCCGAACUGUUCGCUAUACCCUGGUUCCUCACUAUGUUUUCACAUGUGUUCCCCCUCCACAAGAUAGUUCACCUAUGGGACGCCUUACUAGUGGAAGGUCAAUCGCUGCCCCUAUUUAUGGGAGUGGGGAUCCUGAGACAGUUACGUGACACAUUAUUAGAGUCGGGAUUCAACGAAUGCAUUUUACUGUUCUCUGAUUUACCUGAGAUUGAUAUUGGAGAAUGCGUUAAGGAAUCGAUUGAUAUGUGCCGAAGUUCACCAAGGAGCAUCAGUUACAGGCGAUUUACUAAAGAAGCUGAAACUAAGGAUCCCAUGGACGUUGUAGAAAUACCGAUGGAAGUUUUAUUUGCCGAAAUCAGUCCCAGAAUCAGUCUAUCUGACUUUUUCUCUUUGAUAUGCCAAGAGAAAUGCUGUGUCAUCGACAUAAGGUCUAAUUUACUAUACGAGAAGAGCUGCAUAGACGGCAGUAUAAACAUCCCAUAUAGCGGGGUGCACCUCGGCCAGCAUGAGUUGCGGGCGUUGGGGCUCCAGCCGCAGCGGGCGCUCCAGGACGCCGUGAGGAUGAAGAAGAUCGUCGUCGUCGCUUCGGCUGAAGACGAGACUGCGCAGUUGUUCAGUGACUACCUAGUGAAGUGUGGAGUGCCUAGAGUCUGUAUUCUCCAUGGAGGGAUAGCAUCCCUGUACAGCCACAUACCCUCACUCUUCACGGUGCCGCCGCCGCUUCCCAAAAAGAAUGGAAACAAAUGAAAACCUACGUGUUAUCGCGAAGUUGCAAUGUGUGUGGUCAAGACUUCGAAUUCGAAUUACGGCUAUCUCUUUCGCUUGCUAUCUUUGUUUCUAUUCGAAUUUGUUAUUAUUACCAGUGUCAGAUUUUAUUUAAGUCAUUAUCUGUUAUGAAUAUGAAAACGAAAUACGCGACAGUUUGGAGUACGCACCGCAAAGUCUGUUGCGACCCGUGGUAAGUGUGGGCUUAGCAAUAGAAUAUUACGUGAAAUAUGGAAGGUGCGAUACGCUAAAAUAGAACUAUGCAAUAAAAAAAGAUAAAUUUAUUUAUUGAAAAAAAAA